Molecule: messenger RNA, 1585 nt
Organism: Raphanus sativus (radish)
Lineage: Eukaryota; Viridiplantae; Streptophyta; Magnoliopsida; Brassicales; Brassicaceae
Product: protein ENHANCED PSEUDOMONAS SUSCEPTIBILITY 1
Exons: 1
Coding region: 122-1453 (443 amino acids)
Source: RefSeq, a predicted model, not a curated record
CUUUUUUGGUCGUUCUAAAAGAGAAUUAACAAUGAUCGAUCACCAAAAAAAAAAACUAGUCGUAGAAAAGAAACAGAGCCUCACGUAACUAAAAGACCUCCAUUAAUUACAAACUAAACAGAUGGAAGAAGAUCUCGUGGUGAUAUCAAGGAGCAUAGUAAUCCCCAGAAACGCCAAGAAAUCAACUUCCUUCAACAAGAAGAAGAUUCAUCUCCUCCCAUGGGAUCUCGCUCGUCUUCGCUUUGGCUACCUUCAAAGAGGUCUUCUUUACUCCAAACCUUAUCCAAAAAUCGACACACUUCUCUCAAAGCUACAAACUUCACUCUCCCUCGCGCUUGAUCGUUUCCACCCUCUAGCUGGUCGUCUCGUAAAGGUACACAACAACGACGAUACCGACACCGUCUCUUUCCACAUCAACCCCGACGGUUCAGGUGUGGAGUUCGUCCACGCCGCGGCUAGAAACAUCGAGGUCAGUGAUAUCCUCAGAUUAUCAUCUUCUUCUUCUUUUGUCCCGAGUGCUUUCACCUCCUUCUUCCCAGCUACUGGGGUCAAGAACUGCGACGGUGUCUCGAGAUCUCUGCUUAUGGUUCAAGUGACUGAGAUGAAAGAUGGCAUCUUUAUCGGUUUCGGUUACAACUCUACUGUAGCUGACGGAGAGUCGAUCUGGAGGUUCUUGAACUCGUGGUCGGAGAUCUGCUCCAAGGGUGGUGGUGGUUUAGGCUCUGAAGCUCGUCUUCAGCUUAAAGGUUGUGUCUUUGACGAGAUUGAUUACCCAAUCCGUAUCCCAGACCCUGAGGCGAAAGCAGUUAGCUACGCGGGAUCGACUGGUUUGCAGGAGCUGAUGUUUCAUGUCACCAAGGAGAAUGUUUUGAGACUUGAAGCUAAAGCCAACGAUGAGAAAGUCUCGUCUUUUCAAGCUGUGUUAGGACAUGUUUGGUGUUCGUUGGCUAAGCACGGUGGGAUGAGCAGAGAGGAAGAGACUCAUUGCAGGUUACCUAUAGACAUGAGGAGAAGGCUGAGUCCACCGCUUGGAGAAGAGUGUUUUGGGAACGUGAGUCAGACGGGGAUAGCUAGAGUGACGGUCGGUGAGCUGAUGGAGCAUGGAGUAGGGUGGGCGGCUGGGAAGAUAGACGAGAUGGAGCGGUCGCAGACGUAUGAGAACGCGAGAGCGUUUGCGGAGAGAUGGGUGGGAGAUGUGAAGAUUCCGGUUUCCGUUGGUGGUAGAGAUUUGGUUGUGACGAGUUCUCACCGGUUUGAUGUGUAUGGAAAUGAUUUCGGUUGGGGUAAACCGGUUGCUGCGAGAGCUGGGCCGCCGUAUGUGAACGGGAGGCUGGUUGUGUUCCAAGGAGUUGAGGAAGGGAGUCUUGAUUUCCAGGCUUGCUUACUGCCUCAAGUAAUGGAGAAACUAUCAGACGAUGUUGAAUUUAAAGAGUAUGUGAGCAUUGUAUUAUGAUUAUGAUUAUGAUGGUUUGGUUCGACAAUUCGAAUCGAAUUUAAAAUGUGUGUUUCCUCCCUUUUCUGAUUGUUUGUAAUUCAUCAACCUGAUUACAUGAAAUUCAGAUGGCCAUAAACAUUUUAAAAAUAA